Drosophila biarmipes is the source of this 930-nucleotide messenger RNA. RefSeq names its product serine protease grass. Gene Ontology annotation, molecular function: serine-type endopeptidase activity. Lineage: Eukaryota; Metazoa; Arthropoda; Insecta; Diptera; Drosophilidae. Bases 1 to 834 code for a protein of 277 amino acids. The transcript is spliced from 4 exons. Gene Ontology annotation, biological process: proteolysis. The record is from RefSeq and is a predicted model, not a curated record.
AUGAGAUCAGCAGUGAUCGUUUUCUUUCUGACAUUUUGCCAGUCGGCAUCAGCUAGGCUUUUAGAGCAAAAUUGCGGAAUACGCGCUGAUGUCGCCACGUACCGCACGAGAAUUAUCGGAGGCAGGAACGUUCAGAUCGCUUCCCAUCCAUGGAUGGCCUAUCUGCACCACGAAUCGCAGUUCCUCUGUGGCGGAACGCUCAUCAAUCGACAGUUUGUCCUGACAGCCGCCCAUUGCCUAGAUUCAUCUUCAAAAUUGACAGUUCGCCUGGGAGGAAUGAGUCUAAGAUCCAGUGACUCCUCGAUGUGCCAAAUUCCAGCCGAGGACUACGAAGUUGACCGUGCCUUUCGACAUAAAUACUUCACCCCCACGAUCUAUUUGAACGAUAUCGGAAUGCUGCGACUGGCCAGAUUUGUGGAAUACAAAGUUCACAUUAGGCCGAUCUGCAUUAUCCUGGAUCCUGCGAUGCAAAGAUUAGUGGAGGAUGGCAUGUCGCUCACGGCCACCGGUUGGGGACUCACCGAGGAGCGAUCUGAAGCCUCAGCUCUCCAGGAGGCCAGCAUCGUUGUGAUGAACCGGCACCUCUGCAGCGAACUCUAUAAUGUUCCCGUGGGACUAAACCAGAUCUGUGGCGGGGAUAGCGAGACCAACACCUGCAGUGGCGACUCAGGAGGACCUCUAGGAGGUAUUGUGAACUACUACGGGGAACCGAAGUAUGUCCAAUACGGGCUAACGAGCUUUGGGGACAAAGAAUGCCGGGCUCCCAGUGUCUAUACGGACUUGAGCACCUACUCCGGGUGGAUCGAGAUGGUGGUGGAUGUCUAUGGAACGUGAUGGCUUUUCCAAUAUUCGACUCCGAGUAUCUAACACUAUCUUGAAAAUUUCUUAAAUAUAUUCCUUUUAUAUAUUAAUUGGUUUCAGAAGAGAAAA